CCUAUAGCUGAACGAGCGCGUGACAUCCAGGGAAACCCGAGCAACCACAUACACACCCCAACUUAGCGACCGGUGCUGCGCGUGCUACCGUGCCUCGCCUCUGGAAGAAGCUCACCUGGCUGCCUCUGAUGGAGACCAGACAACAAGAGUCGUACUCUAGUGUUCUGAGUGAAGCAGUAGUGGACUGGGGCAGCAUGGGUCCUGGAGAGGAAUGGGUUAAUUCAGCCACACACAAGGGGGAGCAGGGCUUUCUUGACUCUGGGUCACUGAGAGAGGCUGAUGAAGAUAUGGCGUCAGAAGUCAACCUAAACAGCUCCACCCUGACAGAGGAGGAGAGAGAGGAGAUACAGCAAGAACUUGCCAAACUGGAAGACGAGAUUAAUACACUGAAGCAGGUUUUGUCGUCCAAAGAGAAGCAGCAUGCAGAACUCAAACAGAAACUGGGCAUCACUCCUCUGAGCGAACUCAGAAACAACUUCAGCAGAGGCUGGCAUGACAUGCAGAGCUCCACAGCCUAUAAGAGGACAUCAGAGACGCUGUCCACAGCAGGACAGAGAACCUCUGCAGCCUUCAACACCUUCAGCAGCACCAUCACCAGGAAGAUUGGAGACAUGAGCUAUUCUGUCAGGCAGUCUAUGAGCAUGCCCACCAUGAGAAACUCUCCUAGCUUCAGGUCAUUUGAGGAGAAAGUUGAGACUACAGUGUCCACUCUCAAGACAAAGGUUGGAGGUACAGGGACUGGAGGCAGUUUUGAAGAAGUCCUUUCCUCCGCAGCAAACGCUAGCUCUCACGACACACCCACUAACAGCUUCAUGGCCAGCUCUGAGGGGCCAUGUUAGAGCUGCAUCGGAAGCAGGACUUAAACCAGGAACUGUAUGGCAGCACUGUCACAUAUCUACUCAAGGUUUUGACUGAAAUGUUCUAGAAUACUUU
Messenger RNA from Monopterus albus (swamp eel), 933 nucleotides. RefSeq names its product tpd52 like 1 (gene tpd52l1). The transcript has 8 exons. Lineage: Eukaryota; Metazoa; Chordata; Actinopteri; Synbranchiformes; Synbranchidae. Gene Ontology annotation, biological process: positive regulation of MAP kinase activity; positive regulation of apoptotic signaling pathway. Gene Ontology annotation, cellular component: cytoplasm. Bases 129 to 839 code for a protein of 236 amino acids. The record is from RefSeq and is a predicted model, not a curated record.